AUGCCGCGCUCACCAACACACUCGCUCACAUUGGCCAGAACGCUGUCCAUAGACUCGCUCUGCAUGCAAGACAGUCAAGAUUCUCCGUCGACCGCGCAACGAGAGUACUUCCCACCCUCACCUCCUGCUGCUCUUUAUGUUCACCACCAGCAGACAGCUGGGAACUCUGUCAUGAUAUUGUCAGCCUCUGAUCCAACCACAACAAUGGGCUCUAAAAGACCAGCAGCUUCGGUUCAUCAGUCCAAGCACCUCGACUGGAAGACCCCAUUUUUCAGGGACAAGUGGCUUUGGGAGAUCUCUUGCAUUGUUUUCAGCUUGGCCUGUCUCAUUGCCAUUACAAUUCUCUCUCACGAAUUAGAUGGCACCUGGACUUCGAAAUGGUCGUUCUUCUUGCAACCCAGUACGAUAUUCUCCAUCCUCAUCACAGGCGCCCAGAGCUCCAUGAUAGUCGUCAUCUCCGAGGUCCUCGGCCAGCUCAAGUGGCUGCAAAUAAGCCUCUCAACGGCUCAUUCGGUAGCGGACUUGGCCACUUUCGAUUCAGCCAGCCGAGGACCACUUGGCUCGCUCAGGCUCAUUUGUCGCUGGAAACCCCACAUGAACAUUCUGCCUCCAAUGGUAUAUGCAGCGUCUUUGAUCACGACAGGCGGAAUGGCUAUGGGCCCGUUGACACAGCAAUUGAUCAGUGUCCAAGCAGGCGGCUGGGCUCCAACGAGUGGGAUCAACUCAACCACUGCAGUGGCGAACUACUACAACUAUGAACCCUCAAACCGGGGCAAUCCGAGCCUGCAAAUCGACGGAAACGGGUCCCUUGUCUUCCCCCUAAGUGGGCAGCAGCAUUUCAACAUAGAUCCUUAUUUUCAAGGAGCCUUCUACAACGGCUACUAUCAGUUGGGCGAACCCCUCAUUGACUUCAACUGCCCUUCCAGCAACUGCUCUUGGCCAACCUUCAACUCGUUGGGACUUUGCAGCUCAUGCCAAAACGUGACCGACACCGCCGAGAUCAUUCAACUUGAACGCUUGGCACGCAUCACAACACCUAGGGGUUGGACUUUUCAUAUCGAUGAGGGGACAAAAGUGAAGAGCAUCGCGAAGAUUUCAGCUGUUGGGGUUUCCUUGGACACUAUUUCAGCUCAUCUCGUAUCCACGGCCAUUUUGCAGAGGUCCCCUAACGAUUCAGAAUUCUUUGACGUGCGUCAAGGCCUUGUAAUCACGGAAUGUUCAAUUAGCUGGUGUACGAAACAGUAUAGCAAUGUCACCGUUUUGAAUGGAACACUCCAGGAGUAUUAUUCCAUCCGAGAUGUGGAGCUCAGGCCUGUUGCGAACCAGGCUCUCAGCGGCCUCAACACCAGCAGCAUACAUAUAAGCACUGACGUCUACAAUUGGCCCUUUAUGCUAACACCGGAUAUCGAUGGUAACAAUGUCUCCAGCCCUCUACCCCCUUUCGACCACAGUGAGCUCAAUGUCAGCCUGUACGACCACAUUGCUCUGUCGACAGAUCUCUUCACCAAGCUCAACUUUCUCGACCACACUGUCUCGCCCGGGUUCGGCGAGGGAGAAAAUGUGAGUUCGACUCUCGCGAACAUCGCUAACAGCAUGACCAACGCUAUAAUGAGAUCGGCGAACGAAUCAGUGGCCCUCGGUAUGGUAUGGCAGCAACAGUACGUCGUCAAAGUCCGAUGGGGCUGGUUAACCCUUCCCUAUGCUCUAGUCAUCGGCAGCGCCACCCUGCUUUCAUCGAUGAUAGUUGCGUCGUGGCACUACGAUGUUCCACAGUGGAAAUCGUCCCCAUUGCCGUUACUGUUUCACGGCAUUCGAAAUUGGAACGACGAUGAAGAGCUGGAUUUGGCAAAGGGUCGACUGGAAAGGAUGUACGCGAUGGAGAACAGGGCAAGGUCAAAGAAGGUCCAAUUGCGCAAAUGUCUCGGAGGCGGGAGGUGGUUGGCUGAGUAG
Messenger RNA from Diaporthe batatas, 1950 nucleotides. RefSeq lists its product as uncharacterized. Bases 1 to 1950 code for a protein of 649 amino acids. The record is from RefSeq and is a predicted model, not a curated record. The transcript is spliced from 2 exons. NCBI's taxonomy places the organism in Eukaryota, Fungi, Ascomycota, Sordariomycetes, Diaporthales, Diaporthaceae.